Molecule: messenger RNA, 2642 nt
Organism: Mya arenaria
Lineage: Eukaryota; Metazoa; Mollusca; Bivalvia; Myida; Myidae
Product: sodium/potassium/calcium exchanger 4-like
Exons: 18
Coding region: 300-2006 (568 amino acids)
Biological process (GO): calcium ion transmembrane transport; intracellular calcium ion homeostasis
Cellular component (GO): membrane
Molecular function (GO): calcium channel activity; calcium, potassium:sodium antiporter activity
Source: RefSeq, a predicted model, not a curated record
UGGGGAGCGAUCCGCCGCUCCAUUACAGUGAUGGCUUUUCCAUUGUAUUCAACUACAAGAACACUUGGCACUGAUUGAGAGCAAUACAUUUAGGUUUAGUGCAUUGCAGUUACAUGUGACUGGAUUUGUCAACUAACGGAGGGUCAUUACAUGAAGGAUUUGAAAGGAUCCAUUUGAGGUUUUGGUGUUACAAAUUACGAUCAAAUAUAAAUGAUGGAUACCACUCCAGUACUCACAAUUACCCUGUGAAGUUGAAUCAUAGCAACUGGAUUAUAAGAAUCUUCUUGAAAGAAUAAAAAAUGAUCGAAAACCACACGGCAACAGUUCUCAUGCCUCUGGAAAACGUGACGUCAUAUUUCAAUGCCACGACGUCACAGGCAACGGAAGUCUGCACGCACCCAGCGUUCCACGAGUUUCCCCCGGACGCGUUCACGACGGACCAGAGGGCCCAUGGCGCUAUCAUAUUCCAUCUAGUCCUCGUGGUGUACAUGUUUAUCGCCCUCGCCCUCGUCUGUGACGACUACUUCGUCUCCUCUCUCGACAAAAUAUGCGAGAAACUUGGCUUCAGCGAGGACGUGGCGGGAGCUACAUUUAUGGCGGCCGGAAGUUCCAUGCCAGAGCUCUUCACCGCAAUUAUAGGGGUAUUCAUCACGAAGGGUGACGUUGGUAUCGGUACCAUCGUGGGGUCGGCCGUCUUCAACAUCCUGUUUGUCAUCGGCCUAUGCGGGCUCCUCGUUAAACAGGCAAUGUCAAUAUCCUGGUGGCCACUGUGUCGGGACUCGGCCUGCUACUCGAUCUCCGUCGUUGUUCUCAUUCUGGUUGUAAAAGAUGGUGAAGUCACAUGGUGGGAAUCUGUAAUAAUGCUACUCUUGUAUGCUCUGUACAUCCUAAUUAUGAGAUUCAACAGAACUCUGCAGAGUGUGGCAACGGAAAAAUUAAAAUGGCUCACUUCAGAAAAGUUAACGUCCAAUGGUUUUGUUCGUCAGCAGCUAAACAAGUUCCAAGGAGAAUACGAACAGUUCGGAGAUGACGAUGACGUGUUCGGCUCGACCGUGGAGCAUACGGAACUUAACGAGGUCAACUCGGCUUCUCCCGUCACCCCCGACAUCUAUGCAAGCACUACCAAAUUCCGGUUCACGUUCGAAGAGGCUGCCUUUCGGCUGUUGAUGAGCCGCCGGUGCCGCGGACGCCGUCGCUUCCGUGCCGCAGCGUGGCUCAUCAUCCUCUAUAGACAGCGGAUGCGAAGCGACCAGGCGUUCAUGCGGCGGCAGAUGUUCCGGCAGACGAACCGGGCCUCAACCAUGCGGUCGUGCGCGCGCUCCGUCAGAAACUGGAUAAGUAUGGCAUCGGAGGUCGAUAACUAUGACGGAUGGAGAGCAGUUCCAAGUUUAGAUCAUGACGGAUACCUUGCCUGUAUACGAUGGGCGAUUGUUUAUCCGCUCAGAACUCUGCUCUACUUCACCAUUCCCGACUGUAGGAAACAUAGAUGGGAGAAAUAUUACCUGGCCACUUUCUUCAUAUCCAUCACCUGGAUCGCAGUAUUUUCCUACGUCACUGUAUGGAUGGUGACGUAUAUAGGGUUCGCCUUCGGGAUCCCCGACAGCGUUAUGGGCAUCACAUUCCUGGCCGCCGGAACGAGCAUACCAGACGCCAUGGCCAGUAUUUUCGUCGCCAAGCAAGGUAUGGCGGACAUGGCGGUGAGCAAUUGCGUAGGUAGCAACAUUUUCGACAUCCUGAUUGGGCUGUCCUUUCCCUGGUUCAUCCAAACUGCCUUGGUGACCCCGGGCUCUGUGUCUCAGAUCAACAGUUCAGGGAUGGUGUUCAACAUAAUACUGCUCUUCCUAACUGUCAUCAUCACGAUUGGAGCCAUCCAUGUGUCCGGCUGGGUCCUGAACAAGUGCGUGGGCGUCACGUGCAUCACCGUGUACUCCAUCUACAUCACGUUUGCCAUCAUGAUUGAAUGUAACGUGUUCGGAUUCGUCAACCCGCCCAUGUGCAAGGAAUGAUGACACUUGACAUUUAGGAACUUAACAAAUUUGUAACUUAAUAUCUUAGUGUAGAAAUGCAUUAGCAUGGCAUGCAAAUAUAAAAACGCAUAAUAUAAUUGAGUUAACUGUUCUGGGGAGAACUUCUGGCUACGAAAAAUACAUGUAGACCAAGGAUACGAGUUCAUGCACGUUACACGUACACGUGCCAUGCUAUUUGACGUAUACAUUUACGUUGUGUUGAACGAAUUAAAACGUCAUGUGUGUGGUGAUUGGAUUCGGUCAUGUUUUUACUGAGUUAAAUCAAUUUAAAACGUUUUUUAAAUAUUCAAACAAAAAUAACAACAUAUUUGUCUCUUGUAUUUUCAAAUGGAUAAUUAUUUUUCUUGUAGUCAAGCAUUCUUACAUCUGAAAGUGGGCGAGUGCUAUUUGUCAGGUUUGGCUUACUCCUUUUUUAGUAAAGUGUGCAUUUGUUAACGACAUUGUGUAGUCUUUAAAAAGAGCACUAAUGUUGUGUGGUUGCCAUAAGCUCCAUCGACCGAGCAUGUUCUGACAAGAGUUUUUGUUAGAUCCGCAACCAGCUCCAUCGACCGAGGAUGUAAUGCCAAUAUGUUUCUGUUAAAUCUGCAAUCAAACAUGCAUUAGUAUUCUCGUAUG